Mugil cephalus (flathead mullet) is the source of this 4115-nucleotide messenger RNA. RefSeq names its product cadherin 13, H-cadherin (heart) (gene cdh13). NCBI's taxonomy places the organism in Eukaryota, Metazoa, Chordata, Actinopteri, Mugiliformes, Mugilidae. The record is from RefSeq and is a predicted model, not a curated record. Gene Ontology annotation, biological process: adherens junction organization; calcium-dependent cell-cell adhesion; multicellular organism development. The transcript is spliced from 15 exons. Gene Ontology annotation, molecular function: cadherin binding; calcium ion binding. Gene Ontology annotation, cellular component: plasma membrane; catenin complex; adherens junction. Bases 234 to 2390 code for a protein of 718 amino acids.
CUCUGUCCUACUCAUAAAUCUAUUGGUCGUGGUCUCGCCUUCACUAUCCGGCGCUUUGCUCAUCAGACUGCAGUUGUAUUUGGGGGAAGUUGGCAGCUGGCGGCUCACGGCGAAAGGCUUUCCCUCUCUCUCUCCGGCGGUUGGACAGUGGAAUUAUGAGCAGAGCUGACCCAGCCUCUAUCACCCUGUCUUGAGUCUGUUUGUGUUUCACACCCAGAGAAAUUGAGCCGACCAUGGAGACUGGAGUCCGCAUCCUCUUGGCGUUCCUCUUCCAUCAGGUUGCCCUCGUGGGCGGCCAAGAGGAUGGAGGCCACGAGGGUUGUGUACCUGGCUUCCAGGUCAAAAGCUACCAGGUGGCGUACAGCGGGCCCUUCCAGAAAGGCCAGUCACUUUUGCAAGUUGAGUUCGACGACUGCGCAGGGAACGAGGACGUGACGUUUGACGUGUCCGACCCCAGCUUUCACGUGGACGGGGACCUGAAUCUGGUUCCUCAGCGAGACGUCGCGCGCGGAGGAGCUGUCCUGUACGUCCACGGCGUCAGCGCGCACGCGGACGACGUGGCCGUGGUGGAGAUCACCGGGUCGCCCGUGCACUCGGCGCACGCUCUCAGGGAUAUCCUGGGUCUCGGCCAGCAGCUACCGUACAGAUCUAAGAGAUCCCUGCUGAUCCCUCCUAUUAUUGUAACUGAGAACCAGAGAGCUCCCUUCCCCAGGGUAAUUGGCCGGUCUCAUGUGAUUUCAGCAGAGAAGCCAAGCAACCAUUUCUUCAGACUGACAGGCCCCGGCGCCGACCAGGAUCCCAAAGGUCUCUUCACCAUAGACAUGGACACAGGAACCGUGUCAGUCAGCCGCUCACUGGACCGAGAGGCCAUUGACUCCUACCAGCUGGAAGUAUCCACCAAAGACUACGCUGGAAACAUCGUCGAGGGACCGGCCACUCUAGUGAUCACUGUCAUCGACCAAAAUGACAACCGGCCCAUCUUCAAAGAAACCCGUUACACGGGGGAGGUGCUCGAGGGAUCCCCCACAGGAACCACCGUGAUGACAAUGACGGCAUCCGACGCAGACGACCCCGGCACGGAUAACGCGGCGCUGCGCUACAACAUCAUCAGACAGUCCCCAGACAAACCCUCACCCAACAUGUUCUACAUUGAUGCGGAGAGAGGCGACAUCGUCACCGUCAUCUCUCCGCUGUUACUUGAUAGAGAGACGCUGCCGACCACGACGUACGAGCUGGAGAUUGUUGCCAAGGACAUGGCAGGAAGUGAAGUGGGCCUAACAGGAACAGCCACGGCUACCAUUACCAUCACAGAUAAGAACGACCAUGCCCCUGAGUUCACACAUCCACUGUUUGAGGCUCGCGUGUACGAGGGCUCAACGGGCGUCGUGGUCAACCUGACUGUAGACGACAGAGACGACCCAGCCACGGGCGCAGGGAGAGCCAUCUACUCCAUAAUCAGUGGAGAUCCCACGCAGAGCUUUGAGAUCGAAACAAACCCAGACAAUAAUGAGGGGAUGUUGUCCGUUGUCAAGUCUCUGGAUUAUGAAGCCAUGAAGUCCCACAAGCUACUCAUCAGAGUAGAGAACGAGGAUCCUCUGGUUCCUAAUGUCGACUACGGCCCCAGCUCCACAGCCACCGUUUCGGUCACAGUGGAGGACAUCAACGAGGGCCCCGUCUUCUUCCCAGACCCUCUGAUAGUCACCAGGAUGGAAAACAUCCCCGUGGGCAGCUUUGUGGCCUCUCUAAAUGCCACGGACCCAGAUGUUUUAGAGUUCCAGAGCAUCAGGUACGCUGUUCUGCGAGACCCGGCAGGCUGGCUGAGUGUGAACCCAGUCAGAGGAACUGUCAACACCUCAGCCUCGCUGGACCGCGAGUCCCCUUAUGUCCAUGACAACAAGUACACAGCUGUCUUCAUCGCCACAGAUAACGGGACUCCUCCAGCCACAGGUACCGGCACGCUGAUCAUUCACCUGGAAGACUAUAAUGACAAUGCCCCCUAUGUGGUGCCGUCGGUAGCACGAGUUUGUGAGGAUGCCCACGACAUGAACGUGGCCAUAGUUGGGGGCUGGGACAAGGACCUGCCGCCUAAUGCCGCGCCAUUUAAGAUUGAACUGGGAAAACAGCCUGGGCUCGACAAAACAUGGAAGGUCGCGAGGGUUAACUCCACGCACUCCCAAAUCAUGCUCCUGCACAGUCUGAAGAAAGCCAACUACCAGCUUCCGUUGCUCAUCACCGACUCGGGGGUGCCCCCUUUGUCCAACAGCACGGAGGUCAAAGUUCAGGUGUGCAUCUGCAAGAAGAACAAGAUGCACUGCAGCUCCGCCCACUCCCACUCUGCCAGCGCUGUCGUUCUGCUCGCAACACUUCUGCUCACCCUACUUUGCCUGUAGAUUCUGCCGAACACCUCCCGUAGUCCGUUUUGCAACACUGAAAAGCAACGACUUAUCUCCCUCAUGCAACCAAGGCUUAUGUGAGAAGAAGAAGAAGAAGAAGAAGACGCGAGAAGAACUCCUCUUCUCGCCACGACAAAUCAAACACGAAAAUGUACACGAACCCCCACCGGCACAACUGCUGUAUAACACCACUCAGCGUUUUCUUCCUUAUCUUUUUUUUUUUUUUUUCCCACUUCUCACUUAUCUGCUGCCGUCGCCUCCUUCUCUUCAUCUUCGCUCUCCUUGUUGCUUAUGUCCUCCCCGGCUUCACUCUUCUCUCAUCCCAUUUUUUUUCUUGACAUUUACCUCCAUCUGUCCUCUCUAUCCUCCACUUCACCCACCGCUGAUUAUUCCAUUUCUCUCUUAGAGUUUUCGCCGUACUCCAUUUUCGGCCCCUGGGUAUUGCACUUGCAGGCAAAUGCUGAGCGUUGGCAACAUUUAUGGCAUCACGCCCCAUCCACAGAAGAUACUUGAAACAACAUGUAUAUUGAUAUUGUAACACAACAAAGGCUAGAAAUCUAUUUCGUAUCGAACCACACCUUAAGCCUCCAGGCUCCACCACCCUCUCCGGUUCCUCUCAAGCCACUUAGCUUUCUUGGAUUUCCCUAGCUUUCUUUUCCUCUCACAGCUUCCUCUGUUGUCUUUCGUCCCUUGGCUCCAUCUCUUCCCUCCUCCACCCUCUCCACGCAUAGACAUCGUCCCGCUAUCUAUCAGCCUUCCCCAUCUCCUCCUCCCCCCCGUCUGUCUAUUGACCUCCCUGUCUCUCGCUAGGCCAGAGAACACUGCAAAGGCUGAGCUACCGUCCUGGUCGGGGGGGUGGUGGGAGAAGAACAUCGACUUUUUUUUGAUGUGUUCCUUUCUUUUCUCGUCACAGACUGUGUUUGAUCUUGUUUCCCUCUUUAAGCGGAGAGAACAAAGCCUGUUUCCUUUGUCUGCAGUGGUUGUGGUCUUUUAGGACAAGGUGGUAGCCAUAAGCCUUCAAAGUCGGAAACUCUCUGGAGUCGUUUCUUCGAUUUGCUUCUGUUUUUAUUGCAUUAGUUGUCAUGGAGUGGAAAACAGUAUAUCUUUAUAGUAACGGUGUAAACCCUAAAAAAAAUAAAAUAAAAAAAAGUACUAUGAUAUAAAUAUUUUAUUUUUUACCAUUGUAUAAAUAUACAGUAUUGAUUAACUUAUGUACUUUGAUUGCAAGUUCUUUGGUCACCCACACAGUGAGUAAAUAAACUUCUCCUUUUUUUUCCCCCCCUGUGGAUUCUAGACACUAUUUCUAAUGCUAUUGAUGUGUUGACUAUUUUACUGUAACAUCGUUUCUUUUGUUGUUGUUUUUUUUUUUUUAAAAAAAGAAAAAAAAAAUCUGUGAUUAAUUGCAGAACCAGGAGUCUUAGUUUUGAUGACUGCACUUGUGAUUAGGUUAAUUAUUAUUUUCUUUGUCUCCUAUCACUUUUUUGUUCUGCCCUCUCCAGCCAUCUCUCAUUAGGGUCACAAGAAGAUGUGUAAGAAGAAAACAAAGGUGGUUUUGGUGGAUAGUUUUGCUUUUUUUUUGUGUUUCUCCUCCUCUCGGCUCAUCUUGAAGAACUUAGCGUGUGUGGGUUCGUUUGGAAGACCACCUUAAAGAAAAAUAUGACAUUUUGAAUGAGUUAUGUCUGUCUUUUGCACUAAUUUAAUAAAGCCGUUACUGAAAAUUCC